AUGACGCAGAGCAAAGUGGUGCUGUACAUGCGUUUUGAACCCAAGGUUAGUUGUUCAAAUAUCCAUGAAAGAAGAGAAAUCAAGUCCGAAUCGGUGCCUGGUCCACCAGGUUUUCACUGGCAAUUUGCUGAUGCAUUUACAGACACAAUCUUACAAGGUCAGUCAAUUACAACCUCUCAGACCAUCAUAUCUGCUGCUGGUAACUUUGAAUUAGGAUUCUUCUCGCCUGGAAACUCCACAAAUUAUUAUGUGGGGAUAUGGUACAAGAAAGUCUCAGACAAAACCAUUGUCUGGGUGGCUAACCGAGACUAUGCGUUCAAAAAUCCGUCUGUGGUUCUUACUGUCAGCACAGAUGGUAACCUCGAGAUUUUGGAAGGGAAGUUUGCCUACAAGAGCUUUGACUAUCCAUCGCACGCUUUCUUGCCGGGGAUGAAAAUUGGAUAUGACAAAAGGGCUGGAAAAACAUGGUCAUUGACGUCAUGGAAGAGCACUGAAGAUCCCAGUCCAGGACCUGGUUCCUGA
Vitis riparia (riverbank grape) is the source of this 522-nucleotide messenger RNA. Its product is annotated as G-type lectin S-receptor-like serine/threonine-protein kinase At2g19130. Lineage: Eukaryota; Viridiplantae; Streptophyta; Magnoliopsida; Vitales; Vitaceae. The coding region runs from base 1 to 522 and encodes 173 amino acids. The transcript has 4 exons. The record is from RefSeq and is a predicted model, not a curated record.